This is a messenger RNA of Limulus polyphemus (Atlantic horseshoe crab), 1851 nucleotides long. RefSeq names its product 5'-AMP-activated protein kinase catalytic subunit alpha-2-like. The record is from RefSeq and is a predicted model, not a curated record. Gene Ontology annotation, molecular function: protein serine/threonine kinase activity; DNA-binding transcription factor activity; DNA binding. Gene Ontology annotation, cellular component: cytoplasm. The transcript is spliced from 16 exons. The coding region runs from base 1 to 1506 and encodes 501 amino acids. Lineage: Eukaryota; Metazoa; Arthropoda; Merostomata; Xiphosura; Limulidae. Gene Ontology annotation, biological process: protein phosphorylation; regulation of DNA-templated transcription; intracellular signal transduction.
AUGGCAGAGAAAGGUCGUCGUUCAGGUGGUUUGGAACAACCGGUGGUGAAAAUCGGUCUUUACGUACUUCGAGAGACUCUUGGUUUUGGGUCAUUUGGUAAAGUAAAGAUUGCUGAACACGAGAUCACUGGUCAUAAAGUAGCUGUUAAGAUCCUUAACCGGCGGAAAAUAAAACUUCUUGAGGUUGCCGAGAAGAUUGGGAAAGAAAUCAAUAAUCUCAAACUUUUUCGUCAUCCUCACAUUAUCAAACUGCACCAGGUGAUUAGUACUCCAAUGGAUAUAUUUAUGAUCAUGGAAUAUGUUCCAGGUGGUGAACUUUUUGAAUAUAUUAAGAAGCGUGGAAAACUAAAGGAGUCAGAGGCUCGUAGGUUCUUCCAGCAGAUAAUUUCUGGAGUUGAUUACUGUCACAGACACAUGAUUGUACAUAGAGAUUUGAAACCAGAAAAUCUCUUGUUAGAUAACAAUCUUAAUGUGAAGAUUGCAGAUUUUGGCCUCUCAAACAUGAUGCUCGAUGGAGAGUUUCUACGAACUAGCUGUGGAUCACCAAACUAUGCAUCUCCUGAGGUUGUGUCUGGGAUGUUAUAUGCCGGUCCAGAAGUUGACAUCUGGAGUUGUGGAAUUAUUCUUUAUGCUCUUCUCUGUGGAAUGCUUCCAUUUGAUGACCAAUAUCUUCCAGCCCUCUUCCAAAAAAUAAAAUCUGGAGUCUUCACGAUUCCUGACUAUCUCAACAAACCUGUUGUCAACCUGUUAUGUUGCAUGCUGACUGUGGAUCCUAUGCAAAGAAUAAAAAUGGAAGAUAUAAAAAACCAUGAUUGGUUCAAGAAGGACCUUCCUCCAUACUUAUUUCCUUCACCCAUUUCAACUGAUGCUUCAAUUAUAGACACGUAUGCUGUCUCUGAAGUUUGUGAGAAAUUUGGGGUUCAAGAAAGAGAAGUACAUUCUUCUUUGUUGAGCACAGAUCCACAUGAUGAACUUGCUGUUGCCUAUCACUUAUUCAAAGACAACAAACAGUUUGAAUCAAGACCUAAUUUGAAAGAUUUCUACUUGCCCACAAGCCCAAUGUCAGAAGGUGAUAAACCUCAUCCAGAACAAUUAAAAGGACGUCAUCGUUGCCAAAGUGGUCCAGUUGGGAGCACUACAGAUAAAACUUCAAAAAAAGGGAAAUGGCAUCUUGGUAUCAGAUCACGAAGCAAACCUUUGCACAUUAUGAAUGAAGUGUUUCAGGCCAUGAAGGCUUUGGAUAUGGAAUGGCAGAUCAUCUCCCCUUUCUCUGUCCGUGUUCGUAAACUACAUCAGUCAACUUCAAAAUAUGUAAAGAUGAACCUUCAGUUAUACCUAGUCGAUUAUAACAGUUGCCUACUAGACUUCAAAUCUUUCGACGCUGACGAGAAUGUGAACAAAAGUCAAUCAGCCACUCCUACCAAGUCCCCUCCUACUAACGAGAGUCGCCAUGUUAUACACUUCUUUGAGUUGUGUAGCUAUCUCAUUGCAAAACUUGCUUGCUGAUAACCUUACCAUCUUAAGGACACAUUUAAUCAAAUUCCAGGAACUCUUGAGCAGUUAACGUUUUUUGUACGAACUACUUGCUAUAAACCACUUCCUACAACAGAAGGAACUGUUUUUGUGGGAAUUUUGGAGAAUAUAGCUGAUUAAUUGCAGAUGAGUUUUGAUUUCAAAUGAAAGAAAUCAAAUACAAGUCAAUGUUAAAACUGCUUGCUGAAAUAAUAAGUUGUCACGUUUAAUUUACCUCAAGUACUAAGAUUUCUAAGUUCUGAACACUUCGUAACUUAUUUUAACAUUUUGUAUUCUAUUUACACAGUGAAGCAGGCAACCAAUGUUAAAUUUUAAUUA